Dichomitus squalens LYAD-421 SS1 is the source of this 243-nucleotide messenger RNA. RefSeq lists its product as uncharacterized. The coding region runs from base 1 to 243 and encodes 80 amino acids. The record is from RefSeq and is a predicted model, not a curated record. The transcript is spliced from 2 exons. Lineage: Eukaryota; Fungi; Basidiomycota; Agaricomycetes; Polyporales; Polyporaceae.
AUGUCGCAGACAAGACUGCACAUGCAAAAGCGUGAAGGUGAAGAGCUUAUGAAGCGUAUGGGCGCUUACAUGUUGGACGCGUUUGCCGCGCUAAACACGCGCUCGCUCCAUGAUCAGCGCAUUCUUGCCUUCACCACCUCAUCUUCUGUCGCUCCCACUGCUACACACCCGUCUACUGGCUCCAUACGUUCACCAGGCUCUUCCUCCUCCUCGAAGCGCAAGGAUGACAGCUGCCAGCUCUGA